AUGAGCGCACGCCCGGCUCCACCCGCACUCGGGGAGGUGCGCAACCUUGCGCCCAAGUCGCGGGCGGAGCGCCACGGCACUGUCCACAAGGAGGACCUCGAGAAGAUGCGCCUCUCUCAGCGGAGGGAGUGCUUCUACCACUAUGAGCCAAACUCGCUCACGCCGCCGCCCGACUCGCUCAGCCACAUCGCAGAGUCGGAUCGGUUCGAAACCAACGCGGCGGCGGCAGAGAAGGCGUCGCGCAACGCAGUCCUCAUGCGUAAGGAGCAGGUCCUCCACGCGAAGCGCAUCGCCCGCACACACGCGGAGGAGGAGCGAUGGCGCGUGGUCGAGGCAGAGCACGAGGCGGAGCUGGCCCGGCACGAAGCGAUGGCGCGCGAGGGGACGUUCUGCAAGAGCAACAAGACGUCGAUGCCGUACGACCCCAUCACGCUCCAGUACGGGGAGGGGAAGGACGGCCAGUGCCUCCGCUACUCCGACGAAUCACUCCGGUACCGUGCGGCCAUGCGCGCCGCCAACCUGCAGCAGAGAACAAACGUCGCGGGCUUCAACCCAAUCACGGGGGAGGAGACGGCGCGCGUUCCCGUCCCGGAGAAACCCGUGCUACCGGAGUACUUGCAAGGAAUCAUCCCGGGCCACUGA
Emiliania huxleyi CCMP1516 is the source of this 642-nucleotide messenger RNA. RefSeq lists its product as hypothetical. The transcript has 2 exons. Bases 1 to 642 code for a protein of 213 amino acids. Lineage: Eukaryota; Haptophyta; Isochrysidales; Noelaerhabdaceae. The record is from RefSeq and is a predicted model, not a curated record.